Messenger RNA from Amphiprion ocellaris (clown anemonefish), 3532 nucleotides. RefSeq names its product caspase a-like. Gene Ontology annotation, molecular function: cysteine-type endopeptidase activity. Bases 296 to 1459 code for a protein of 387 amino acids. Gene Ontology annotation, biological process: proteolysis; regulation of apoptotic process. The record is from RefSeq and is a predicted model, not a curated record. The transcript is spliced from 8 exons. NCBI's taxonomy places the organism in Eukaryota, Metazoa, Chordata, Actinopteri, Pomacentridae.
UUUCAGGUGUGGCUUAAAACCAGGGCACACCACAGCGGACACGAGGUCGCACCAUUAGGACUGAUUCUGCUUUUUGAAGACACAAAUUAAAGUGGAUAUUUCGCAGCGGAUGCACACAUUCCGGUGCUCUGUACUGCUGGUAAUUCAGACAACUGGUCGCAAAGCAGGAAACUAAUCAGCCUCGUCUCGGUCGGUGCCCAUUACGCACGCCUACCCAGACUGGAGGAAGCGGCAAGUUUUCAAGUAAAACUUUCAUAUUUCACUUCAAGCAGCUCUGUGAUACGAGACGUGAACGAUGGCAGCUAAGGAGCUUGCUAGUGUGAGGACUAGGUUUGUGGAAAAGGUGUCCAAAGACAUGAUCAGUCAGCUCCUGGAUGACCUUUUAGAAGAUCGUGUCUUCAAUGAUGGGGAGAAAGAUUCUAUACUUGAGGAGAAACCAAGCAGAGCAGACAAGGCACGCGCUCUUUUAGACAGAGUGAAGAAUAAAGGGGACGAAGCCAGCAGGAAGAUGAUUGCUCACCUUAAAGAGAGAGACCCAACACUUUACUCUGAGCUGGGUCUGUCCUGUAGUCAGCCUCCUCAGCCAGCUGCACAGGUGAAGAUGGAGACGGAGUGGUCAUCCACACUUGUCCAUGCCACUGAUGCAUUCUGGAACGAGAAACGGAAGGAUCCAAAUAUUUAUCCUGUGGAAGAAAAAUCCAUUGGAAACCGCGUGGCUCUGCUGAUCACUAAUAUAAAGUUUGCUCACCUAUCAGACAGAAAUGGUGCUGAGCAAGAUGAGAAGAACAUGGAGAAACUGCUCUCAAAUUUAAAAUAUGAGGUGGUGAAACACAGAAACUUCACUGCAAAGGAGAUCGAUGAUGCCCUGAUCCAGUUCUCUAGACAUCCAAAACUCAGUGGGACAGACAGUGUGGUGGUGGUCGUCAUGUCACAUGGGAAACUGGGAGCAGUUCUUGGUGUCAACUUUGAAAAUGAAAUGUCAGCAGAUGUGUUCCCCAUUGACAACAUUUACAAACACUUGGGUUCAGCGAAAUGUCCAGCGCUGCUGAACAAACCCAAAAUUAUCGUCAUCCAGGCCUGCAGAGGAGGUCAGAAAGGAGCUGUGCUUGUUAGUGACAAUGCAAGCCAAGGGCUGGUCUGUGAUGAUGCUUCACAACCAGGUGCUGAAGGCAACAUGGAAGAAGAUACUUUGCGAUGUGUACACAGAGAAAAAGACUUCAUUUCUCUGCUCUCCUCCACUCCUGAUACUGUGUCAUAUAGACACACAUAUCUUGGGUCUGUCCUCAUCCAGUACAUUGUUGAGGUAUUCAACACCUUCGCAAGUCAGGAUGACAUCGAGGAGCUUUUCAGAAAAGUCAUGCAACGCUUUGAAGAUUUCAUAGAUGGCAACAUAAGACAGAUGCCAACCAAAGACAGAUGCACUCUGACAAAGCGCUUCUACUUCUUUCCAGGCCACUGAGGCAGGAUUGGGUUUUGUUUAAAGCAAAAAUGACAACAUGAAACCUCAUCGCACCAAUAGGGGUAAACCGUAAAAAUGUAUUUUUGGAAACAAUUUUAAAUUCAAAUUUUUUGGACAAUUUAGCAUUAUUUUACAGAUUUUACCCAUUUUGUUAAAUCACAGACAAUGUCUUGUGGAUUCAAAGACAAAAAUAUUAAUAUACAUGUUAACUGUAAAAACAACUACAACAAAACAACCUAAAACUAUAAAUAACAUCCACAUCCAAAAUCUGUGUUUUUACAAAUAAAAAUUAGUUCUUUCAUAAUAUGUGUGUUUUACUGUAUUUAAAUCUGCUAGUGUAUUCUUUUGUAGCAUCCUUGCUGCCAGAUUUUCACAGUUUUUGUCCAGGUUUUUUCUUUUUUUUUUUUACAGUGUACCUGCAGACCUCAGAUCUAAACUUUUCAUCCCAUCUUACUGGUGCUUUAUGCUGUCAUUUGACUUUUUCAGGAAUUUGUGAAUCCGUUUUGUUUACUGUUUGUUUUAAUUGGUGUUUUUACGGCAACAGCAAUGAUGUCAUCCAAACAGAACAAGUUCCACUCAUGCAGUUUUUAAUAGAUGCCACUAUUUUUUGAUUUCACAUUUGCCAUGAGUCUAAAAUUGAAGAAUCACAAACUGCCAUGGAGAGAAAAAGUACAGAAGACGGACACAGAUUUUCUCAUUUGUUCUGUCAACAACCCUAAAUAUUGCUAUUCAUAAAAUAAGGUGAUGUUUAAACUCAGACAAUACAUAAUUUCAUGAUAAAGGGACAAUAAGGUGAAAGGUUCAUGUUCAUGGUGUGAGUGAAGGGAAAAAGCAAAAACAGGACAAUUACUGAGGAUCAGAAAGAUUCAAGGAGGUUUGCUCAGUUUCUCUGAUCUCCAAGAUGUGUUUGGCAGCAAUAAAUUUAGAAUAAAUCUCUAAAAUAGAGUUUUGGAUGACAUCGUAGGCAUUGUUCAGGCAACAGUGGCAAAAAGAUUAACACUGGCCAGAUUUGGUGUUGAUCACAUUCAGGUACAUAUAAACAUAACACAUAUAAUGUUGUACUUAAAAUGACUGAAAACAAAAUGAUACCACAAUCAAACAAUGGUAGACGACAACAACAAUAACUUUUUUCAUAUAGCAGCCUUGAGAACAGCAUUCAUGUGGUGCUUUGAUAGUCAAAACAUGCAAACACAGAGACAGCCAAGAAAGACAUAAGGCAUGAAUGGAAAAGGCAGAGCAGUCAGACAAAAUAAAAUAGUAAAAAUAUAAUAAAUGAAUGAUCUGCUAGGUAGGAUACAUAUCAAACAAAGGAACUAGGCAAUUUAAAAAUUGAAUAAGACUGAAGAUUAAUAAUUUGAAUUUUAAAAUCAAAAAUUAAAGAAUUGAAGUAAAUUAGACAACUACUAAUGCAGACAGGGCUUUGGAUAAAAGUUGCAAUUUCCAUUAAGGCAAAUCUUUCUGUUUUAAUUUUUUACAAUAUACAAGUUAAGUAUAACUUCCCUGUGUUAAUCAGUUAUUGUUAUUUUUUCAGUUUUUGUCUGCUUUGUAUACUUUUCACUGAUUUGUUUGGGUUAAGAAGAGGUGCUCUGAUUUAUCAUUUACUCUUUUAUUGGUGUAUUUUUCCAUUUAAUCCAUGCUAUAGUUUUCUGUUUUACCCUUAAUGAAUUAAUGAACAUUUGGCACCACUGAAAGGUGAAUAUUAUUCUUCACAACUAAGAUAUGAACAUGUCAACUUAUUAGUGGCAUUUCCUUGUUGAUGUAAAAGGAAAAUUGAACAAUAGAAGAUAGAAUUUGGUCCGUGUGAUUUACACAGCUUAAAUGUUCAUGUAACAACAUGCAGCUCAGCAGAGUCAGUGCCUCUCUUGUCAUGUGUCAAGAGGCACACGGGCCAUUUUAGUUGUGUUGAUUUGUGUAUAUAGAUUUACACAUUUUGACAUUACAGAAAACACCUUCAAGUGAGAAGAUUCAGGAGCUAAAUGAGCUAAAUAUAUUGUGUUUGAGCAUCAGAGCCAAGUGGCAAAAGAUAUGUUUUUGUAAUGCUUUUUAAAAUUAAAUAUUGGGAUUUUAAAUGUA